Messenger RNA from Daktulosphaira vitifoliae (grape phylloxera), 1795 nucleotides. RefSeq names its product hexokinase type 2 (gene Hex-A). The record is from RefSeq and is a predicted model, not a curated record. Gene Ontology annotation, biological process: glucose 6-phosphate metabolic process; glycolytic process; intracellular glucose homeostasis. Gene Ontology annotation, cellular component: mitochondrion; cytosol. The coding region runs from base 228 to 1691 and encodes 487 amino acids. Lineage: Eukaryota; Metazoa; Arthropoda; Insecta; Hemiptera; Phylloxeridae. Gene Ontology annotation, molecular function: mannokinase activity; D-glucose binding; glucokinase activity. The transcript has 9 exons.
CACCGGCCGGUAACUGUCUCUGUGAAAUCGUCUGAUUCCGUAAACGCACAUCAAAAACCUUUGUGCAUUAAGCACGCGCGUUCAAAAAAAAAAAAAGAACUAGUUGAAAGAAUCUAAAAAUCCACACUGGUGUACAACCGACGUCGGGUUUUUACAUUUUUCCAAAAGUAACAGCUCUUUUUUUUUUACUUUGACGCAAAUCUCUCGACGGGUAUAAAAUAUCCAUCAUGAGGACCAAGCCAGAAAUGAUGAGCCAACUCCGGCCGGCGUUCAGCGAACUUAAUCUAUCAGAGGGGUUCGAGUUUGAUACCGAAAUUGUCACCAACGAGAUCAAAGAAGAUUGCAAGCCACUUCUUCUUUCAAAUGACCAAUUGACAACCAUCAUGAAAGACUUGAAUGAAGCAAUUAAUAAUGGACUGGGUAAACGUACAAAUCCAAGCUCUAUAGUCAAAUGCUACAUCACUUAUGUACAGGAUCUUCCAAAUGGCUCUGAAAGAGGAAAAUUCUUAGCUUUAGAUUUGGGCGGAACCAAUUUCCGUGUUCUUUUAAUUGAGUUAGGUGAAAACAAUUAUUUCCACAUGGACUCUGAAAUUUUUAAAGUUCCUGAAGCUAUCCAGAUAGGCAAAGGAACUGAGUUAUUUGAUCACAUAGCUAAAUGUCUUGCGGAAUUUGUAAAAAAGCAUAAAGUAGACAAUUCUAAAGCCCUACCAUUAGGAUUUACAUUUAGCUUUCCACUUAGACAAGUUGGGCUUACCAAAGGCUAUCUUAAUAGCUGGACUAAAGGAUUUAAUUGCUCUGGUGUUGUAAAUGAAGAUGUUGUGAGACUUUUGAAAGAGGCUAUUAAAAGGAGGAAGGGACUGAAUCUUCAAGUAACUGCAGUAUUGAAUGAUGCAACUGGAACUCUUAUGAGUUGUGCUUACAAAACAAUUUAUUCCAAGAACUGUUUUGUAGGUUUAAUAGUUGGAACUGGGUGCAAUGCAUGUUAUGUUGAAAAAGUCGAAAAUUCAGAACUUUUUGAUGGUGAUAAAUCAAAACCACAUGUUAUCAUCAAUACUGAAUGGGGUGCAUUUGGUGAUGAUGGUAAAUUAGAUUCCAUACGUACACAAUAUGAUAGAGAAAUUGAUGAAGUAUCUUUAAAUCCUGGAUGUCAAAGAUUUGAAAAAAUGACUGGAGGCAUGUACAUGGGUGAGAUUGUACGAUUAAUAAUUGUAGAUUUAGCCAGGCAAAAUAAAUUAUUUGAAGGUAGAAUUUCUGAACAAAUGAAAACCAGAGGUGCAUUUGGAACUUCAUUUAUUUCAGAUAUUGAAAGUGAUAAAGCAAAUUAUAGGGAAACAUUAAAAGUUCUUAAUGAGAUGGGUAUUAGUGAUCCAUCUUUAGUUGACUGUGCAAAUGUGCGAUACAUUUGUGAGUGUGUAUCAAGAAGAUCUGCACACUUAGUAUCUGCUGGUUUGGCUGUUCUUCUCAACAAAAUGAAUGAAAAAUCUGUUACAAUUGGAGUUGAUGGUUCAGUUUACAGAUUCCAUCCAUACUUCCACAAACUCAUGGUUGAAAAAACUAAACAAUUAACCAAUCCAGACAUUAAUUUUGACAUGAUGUUGUCAGAAGAUGGUAGUGGCCGUGGAGCUGCAUUGGUGGCUGCUGUAGCUGUCAGAGAUGAGUCACCAAAAAUUAACGGACAUUCAGCAGUAUAAUAAGCAACAGCUGGAUAGUGAAGUUAUUGUUACCAAAAAUGCUCUAAGUGCAUAAAACAUAUUUUUAGCAUAUUUGAUUUAUAUAUAUAUAUUUUUUUUUUUUU